UACAGAACCACCAAAAAAAACAAAGUAAAAAAAAAACACAUCUCAAAGACAGAAUGGUUUUGGUUAGUUCUUUGUCUGAUUUGCAACGUAGGAUGACGUAUUGCAUGAUUUAUGUUAAGAUAAUGUCCAUAUGGAAUCAUCCUCCAAAGAAUAGAGAUGAAAUUACAACCAUGAUCCUGGCUGAUGUUAAGGGAAAACGAAUGGAUGCUACAAUUCCAACAAGAGUAUACAAUGAAAAUUUUAGAACAAGACUUAGAGAAGGAAAAUGGUACCUUUUGUUAGACUAUAAGGUUGUACUUCCUACAAGGAGUGUAAGGUACUCACAGCAUCCAUAUGAGAUUGAGUUUACCUGCAAAACAUCAAUGGACCAUGUUAGGUCUAGAUCCAGAUGGAAUUUCUUCCAAGAAUAUGAUUUUCAUAUGAUCAAAAUUGCAAAGCCUGAGGAAAAAAAAUUUGUUGUUGAUACCAUUGGAUUGAUUCACAGUGUUGAGCCUGUGGAAAUUCUGCCUUGGGUUAGUAGACCUGGGGAAUUAGAUGAAGAGAAGAGAUACAUAACAUUCACCAUCAAGGAUAUAUUGGGACGGUUUAUGAAUUGUGUUGCAUUAGGGAAAGCUUGUGAGGAUUUUCUUUUGCAGUGGGAAGAAAGGGUAAGUCGUGUGCAAUACACUCAUGAGAAGAUAAUUGCAUCAAUUCGAUUUUGGAGGAUAUCUGAGUAUAAAGGUAACCCUUGCUUGCUCGCAGAAGAGGGUUGUUCUAGGACAUUUAUUGACCUAAAUUUCCCGGAUUUUGACCUAGCUCACUAUAUUUCUGCAUUCUCUAUUUGCGAAGAAGAAGAACUGAAGGAAGAGAUAUUAAGUUUAUGGAAAGAACCUACUUCUUCUUGGAGGACAGAGAUCAGAAUGAUAUUGGCUGACGAGAAGGGAAACAGGAUCGAUGCAACCAUUCCAAAUCGCCAUUACAACUGGAAUUUCCAGGCUGUACUGAAACCAGGGUUAUGGUAUCGCAUGUCUGACUUUGAGGUUCUGCGUCCUGAUGAGAAGAAAACCAAAUAUUCUUGCUUCCCAAUCGAAAUCAAAUGCAUCGCAGACACUACCAUGUGGCCUAUUACUCUUGAAUGUCCUUACAGUUUUUUUUAUUUUGUUUUUCCACAAACUGUUGAAUUUGCACAGGAAGAGGACAAAGAGUUUGUGACUGGUAAGAGAUUUUGUAAUGCUGUGACAACCAUCAAACGGUUUCCUUAUGUCUGUCAGAAUGGAGGGACAUAUUAUGAGUCAAGAUAUGUGGCUUUCAAGUUAGUGGACUAUGAGGGUAAGGAGAUCAAGUGCUGUGCUGUUGGUAGGUGCUGUGAGUUGUUUGUAAACAAAUAUGCUCAACAAAUCAGUAAGAUUACUUACAACUACCAACCUAUAGUCGUUGUUCUCCGAGGGUGGAGAAUCAAAGAGGUUUUUGGUGCAAAUGUUUUAAUGAGUGAACAUGGUUGUUCCCAUCUCUACCUAAACCCAAGGUUUCCGGAUGUAGAUGUCCCAAGAUACAUUCAUGAUUUCAUAGAGAACCAAAGAGCUGACGAUGACAAUGUCAUGAUGGAGGUGGUUGCAGAGAACCAGUAGAUGUUCAUUGCUGUUUGGUGGAGGACCUAUGUUUACUUAUGUUCUGUUUUAUGUUUUCCUAUUGCAGUUUCAGUAUUGAACUCUUUUGUUUUUGUUUAUGCAAACAUUUGGUCACUAAUUGAUGAACCGGGUUCAUAUGUAAUAAGUAAAACUCUAUUUUAUUU
Molecule: messenger RNA, 1771 nt
Organism: Arabidopsis arenosa
Lineage: Eukaryota; Viridiplantae; Streptophyta; Magnoliopsida; Brassicales; Brassicaceae
Source: the annotation of a GenBank genome assembly